Molecule: messenger RNA, 522 nt
Organism: Meloidogyne enterolobii
Lineage: Eukaryota; Metazoa; Nematoda; Chromadorea; Rhabditida; Meloidogynidae
Source: the annotation of a GenBank genome assembly
AUGUUUUGUGAUAAAAACUGUCAAAGCCUGGGUUGGAAAGACCACAAAUUUGAAUGUAAAGGAAUUAAAUUAAACAAAGGACAAGUCCCGGAUAUUGAAGUUAGACUGCUUGGACGUAUUGUGAGCAGACAUAAAGCUAUCCUUUGUGGAGUAGACAAAAAAGACCCAGAUUUUUACAAAGAUAGACAAUCCAAACGUAAAAUUAUGGAGAUUUGGGCGCAUACUGAGAGGAUUAAAAAUGAUGAAUAUGCAAUGAGGAAAUUUGAAGGUAUUUUUAGGAAAAAUUUUUUUUCAAAAUGUCAAGUACCCAAAAAUAUUUCGAAAUGUCAAAAACUCGAAAAAAUGCUUAAAAUAAAUUUUCUAGGCAUUUAUGAACGUUUAUGUCGCUUCUAUGACCCUAAAGCAAUGCUUAACAAACAAGUAGUCUUUGAACUCCAUUGCCGUGAUUUUAUCAACCGGCACGCUAUUAGCGAUAAACACUAUUUGAGGGUAAAAGAUAAAUUGAAAAAAUAUAAAAAUUAA